Messenger RNA from Dalotia coriaria, 3325 nucleotides. Its product is annotated as proton channel OtopLc-like. Gene Ontology annotation, biological process: proton transmembrane transport. Gene Ontology annotation, cellular component: membrane. The record is from RefSeq and is a predicted model, not a curated record. Gene Ontology annotation, molecular function: proton channel activity. NCBI's taxonomy places the organism in Eukaryota, Metazoa, Arthropoda, Insecta, Coleoptera, Staphylinidae. The transcript has 8 exons. The coding region runs from base 180 to 2402 and encodes 740 amino acids.
UGUCGCGACUUCUUGCGCAGCUAGUUGUCCGCGAUGUCGCGCACGGUCGAGGCGGGUGCACCGCAUAAUAAUCGGCGUUAAUCUACAAUCAAAAAGUGUAAAAUCAAUCUAAAACCACCAGAAAUAUUGGUAUAAAGUUCCUUCACAUAUUAAAAUUAUCAAAUAGAAUUCUUUACACAAUGGAGGACAGUUCACCGGAUUUGAGCUUAAAGCUCCGCCGUGGUUCAAGUGAUUCGCGUGACAGCUUCUACAUGGAUUUCGAUAAAGGAAUUGAUUCUGAUAUUGAUGAUAUGGCGACGACGUCGGCGGCGGAUCUUGCAGACGUCGCUGAUACCCGUACACUUACAACAGAAACAAGUGUAACAUUUGGUGCACAUCGAGAUGAAGCUAUUAGUUGGCCAAGCAUUCCACAGCAGAAUGUGAGCGGUGGGACGACGCGAAGCAGUCAAUUAGGCACUCGGGAUCCAUUGUUACCAUCGCCGAGUAAUCCGAGUGCUUUGAUUGUGUCCCCUGAAUCACUCAGUCAUCAAUCCACACCAAGCAGACCUGCGAAGUCACCUGGACAUGUACAAAUUCAAAUUACACCACCUAGAGAGAUUCAUCCAGGCCCAAUGGCGUUGGCUCCGAUGGGAUAUUAUCCAUCUCAACAGAUUCCAAUGGCACGGCGUUUAUCUCGGGCUGAGAAACAAAUUGAAUGGCGGCAAUUAGGAGCUGAUGCGCUUGCAACUACGUUGUCUGCGUUGUACGGGAAGCUUUUAGUCGUGAUGGGUACUGCUUUUCCAAUGGCGGAGGUCAUUUCAACGUACAUUCCGCCAUCUUUUUAUGAAAUUUACUAUCUGUAUCUGUACAUAGGGAGCAUGUUAUUCUUGUUCUAUAUGUAUAUUGUAUUAGUGCGUGAUAGACGUAUAAGAAAACGAGAAGAACGCGAACGAAAUAAUCAAUCAUCUGGUUCCAAUGACGAGACUGAUACAACCGAUACUACAAGUACCCAACCCUAUAGACCAAGACGAGGGUCUCUGCAAAUGCCACACAAACAAAAUUAUGGCAGUUUUUAUUUACGAAUGGGCGCUGUUGCUUUUGGGAUUGGUAGUAUGAUCUACUCCGGUUUGGAAUUUGGGCAGUAUUUUGAGCAAGAACAGAAUACAAAAUGUCACAACAUUUUCCUGGCGCUGACUCCCGCCACGAGGAUGGCGUUUAUCUUCAUACAGAUGUAUUUUAUAUUCCUCAACAACGAGCAAAUGCGAGUGUACAAACACAAAAUCACUGCAAGAUUUGGCCUGAUGCACAUGAUCGGCACAAAUCUUUCAGUAUGGCUGCUCGUACUGGUACAAGAAACAAAGCACGAGAUUCUAACAUUCUACAAUCCCGAAAACAACUCUCUUCGCAUUUCGCAUCGAAUACCUUACCACAAACACAAUGUACUGGGCCUGCCUGCCGUUCCUGUUGAUCACCCAGCCGAUGCCCAUGAUCAUCAUCACAUUGUUCCUCGCGGUCUAAAAGGUCCACACCACCUAUACGAAUGCCGGCGUACCAACAUCAUCGGUUCGCUUGUACAGGAUGCCUCGCCGUUUUUAUUUCCCUGCACUAUUGAAUACAGCCUCAUCUGUGCAGCCAUUUUGUAUGUGAUGUGGCGUAGCAUUUCAAAACUGCCAACGAGUGCGUCCGCGUUGAAACUCCAACCGGAACUGAAUAUCAAACGUACACCACAUCACUACUCCGUUGAUUGCUCAAGAGCGCAUAAAGGACUUUUUGUUGGAAUAUUCUUUUUAGUCCUAACGAUCAUUUCAUUGAUUCUGUUCUUUGUGUUGAUCUCUCGUUCUGAAUUCGUCGGGCUCGCUGUCAUCGAAGUCAACAUCGCUGAACUAACGUUAUAUGGCCUCACCACAUUAGCUACCUUGGCAGGGAUGUGGCAAGUGCGUCAGUUGAAAUAUGAUGGUUCGAGGAACCUGCAACUAGACAACAUUCUACUAGUUGGGGCACAAACAGGCAUGUAUAUAUACAGCACCUUCACUAUCAUCGGAGGACAAUUCACGAUCGAGAAAAAUACAGUAUUGGUCUUGAUCACUGCAUUGGCGUCCCUGGUACAGACCACGUGCCAAACAAUUUUUAUUUUGGAUGCAUCACGUCGCAAAUGCGCGACGCCAGAACAAAUACGUAAGAAACCUGCCAGACAGAUAGUCACUUUUUUAUUGGUCACAAACCUAGCGAUGUGGGCCAUCAACACACUAGAGAAAUCCAGGGCAGAAUCACAUCCGAUUCAGUUGCACUUCUAUGGUCUCUGGGCGUGGACCAUUAUCACACAUGUAUCAAUGCCGCUCGCCAUUUUCUAUCGGUUUCAUAGUACUGUGUGCCUAUGCGAGAUCUGGAAACGGGCCUACAAAAUGAAACCGGUGUACAUGUGAAAACGACUUCAUUUGGAUCGACGAAUAGAUCCAAAACAAUUGCGAAUUGAUAAAUUUAACAUAUAGUUGAAUAUUAUCAACACCAUCUGAACAGCAAACUAGUUAGCAAGUACACUGAAAUUAUAUCAAAGACUUAACUACCUCUUUAAAGGACACAUAUUCACUUUUUAAAUUUGAAACCAAACAAUUAUUAUAAAUUAGUAUUUAGUGUUGUACAUAAUCAAAUUGCUCAAAACAUGCUGGAUUAGAAAUUCGACUAUAUAGUUAAAUCUAAAAGUUGUAGAAAAUAGAAGAUCUAAUACAAAAAUAAUAAAGACCAAUCCAAAAUGGAGAUUAAAUAUUUUUAGACAAUGUUUCAGAACCAGCAUGUUCAAAAAUAGGAGACCAAAACCAUUUAGAAUAUUUCCCAUGUAUAACAUUUGUAUCAAUUUGUAAUUUUUUUCUAGUUACCUAUAAAUAUUUACACACAUUAUUCUUAAUGACAAAGAAAACUUUUCUACUGGACUUACAUGAUAUGACUAUAUAUAAAUGAGUGGUAUGAAUAAGUUAGUGUGCCAAAAAAUGUAUUUUACAUAUUAAUAAGAGUUUAAUGACAUUGUAUAAAAUAUUGUUCCUAAAUCAUUGAGUUGAUAGAGCAUAUUAUUUAUUUGUUAAAUGUUGCCAUUUAUUGCUGUUAUUUUGUUAGGUGCGUAGAUAUUAUUAUGUUGUAUUAUGUGCGAAAAUAAUUCUAUCCCUUUGUGUUUUAUGUAUUGUAAUUUAUUAUUUAUGACAGGAUAUUGUUUAUUGUUGUUUUAGCCUGUAACGCGUUCAUGUAUAGCAAGCAAUUAAUGCGAAUUAUUUAAUUCGUUCCCCGGAAAUAUUAAAUGUUGUUAUUUUAAUGCCAUAUGAAAAUUAAAGUAAUAAACUAUCUAUAGAAAAAUCAA